Rhipicephalus sanguineus (brown dog tick) is the source of this 2361-nucleotide messenger RNA. RefSeq names its product partner of xrn-2 protein 1. The record is from RefSeq and is a predicted model, not a curated record. The transcript has a single exon. Lineage: Eukaryota; Metazoa; Arthropoda; Arachnida; Ixodida; Ixodidae. The coding region runs from base 257 to 637 and encodes 126 amino acids.
GCUGUUGACUUUGGAAGCGGCCAUUACAACGCCGCUUGCUGCCGUCUGAUUUCGCUGUGUUGGCAUUACUUAGUCGCCUACCUCCCGUUUGUUUCAGCCGCGGCUUAAUUUUUGCGUCUUCGCUUGAGUCUGCCUAAUGAGUAGUCACAUAACGAUCGAGUGAGCCGGCGCGACGUCGUAUUCAUCGUGUGACUGAUUCACAACACCUAGUUAUUGUCCGGCCGGCGUCGUGUCCUAGACAUCGUAGUCGUCAAAGAUGCAGCGACCCAUCGACGAAUACCGUCAGCCCUGGGAGAGCAACGAGCACUGGGAGUUGCGGCGCGAGUUUAUCGUCGCCAACCAGGGUCGAUUCAGCGAGAACCGGGUGCUGUGCCUGGCACAGGCGUUCGCCAACGUGGAGCUUCUCGGGUGCACUUACCCGGCCCCGGUGAUGGCUCAGGUGAACGAGCUGGCCAAGAACGUCUCCUCCCUGUCGGUGGUGCAGGAGAAGCGGCGCGAAAACAGCCGCGUCCUCUUCGUCAAGGGCGAAGACGACGACGCCAAGAGAAGGAAGAGUUCGUCCCUGGGCACCUACACCCGCGCGCCCCGGUACGAUGACCAGUCCCGGAUGAGAGCCGCGUCUUUCUUCCAGCGCUAAGAAAGAACACCCAGACUUCACUACGUGCAUGUUCUGAGAAGGCAACAACGCCGCCGUUCAUUGUAUAGCACCAAGCUGGUGACUCGAGUUCACGAUUGUGACUUGCUGCUCAGUUGCACGCAUGACAGUUUCGCGAGAAGGGCCAGUCUGAAAGAUUCUUAUAGGGAGGUUUAAAAUUCUUGUCUCCAUGGCCUGACCAUAAAAUUUAGCGUAAUGCUGUGUAAAUUACGCAUCUUGUUGAUACGAACGCGUUCAUCGUUUCGAGUUUUUGUACUUGGGCGAUUGUACAUAGUUCUUACAGCGAAUGUUGAUCAGCCUGAUUUUGCGUUUGACUGUGUCAACGCAGUAAUUUCACCGCAGCAUUUCCCUCUUUAAUUAUCUGUAUAUUUAGCAAACGAAAGAACGCAACACAGUCACCUUGAAAGCUUAAGAUACCAAAAUUUAACUUUUGUCAGGAGCUUCUAACAAACUUCAGAUUCAGUCGUGUUACGUAAUCAAUUUGGCUGCACUGGCUGAACUAGGUUUAGGAAAUGCAGAUAUACGAAAAUUUAGUUUUAUCCUCCGCAUUUGACAGCACUAAAGGCGUUGCAAAACCAACACAUGUAGCAGCAUGCACAGUUUUAAUGCGUUACUAUUGUCACCCAAUGCCAUGUCAUUACAGCGGCAGCCACUUUCAUUUCUUUGUUUUCUAAGAUAAACAGCACAGUGUUUCUUGCUGCAUUGCGAAAUACCCGGGAUGUUGAGCAAAAAAGCAGCAGCCAAAGCUCCAUUCUGCCGUUUAAUAAACGAGUGCCAGUGAAUAUGCCAUCAUUACACCAUACUCACAGAAUUUUGUUAAACAAUCGUGAGAAUCUUGACUUCUUUUGCAGAUGCAAUGCUACUCAUUACCUCAGCUAAUGUGCUGUUCCCUGAUUUCUUUGCUAAAAUGCUUCAGCAAAUCGAAGCAGUUGUGUUCCUCAAUCGCUUGCUUUAAAUUGGUGUUACGUACAUGCCGUAUAUAAAAGGUUAAUUUUUUUUCUUCAACAGAUCCUGUGUGAACUUCACAGUUGAUGUUUCUUUAAAUAUGAGAAUACAUUUUAUUUGAUAAUCAGUGGUCAUUAUUCUUGAACAUUUUCAUUUAAUUAAAAAUAUAGCUGCGCCGUACUCCCUUGCUAAAUAUUUUAAGCUCUCCUCAUUUUUCAGUUCUUUUCUACAAUUGUGCUUCUUCGUGGCCAAAAGGAAUGUGAAUGUGAUCAUUAAAUUUUCUUCAACACGGAUUGAGGUUUGGACUUGGUGAGAUCAAUUGUUGUUGCAUUUGUGAUGCCCGUACAUGCAGAAAACUUCUCUUAGCAUUGCCAACAGCCUGGACCGUGCUUUUUUAGCGAUCUCCUAUGCUCAGUUUUUUGCUGCUUUUAUAUUACACUGAUGACAGUCGGCUGACAUUAUUAAUAAUGCAGGUGGAGUGUCACUGUGACCGCUGAUAAUACAUGAAAAGUGAUGUUAUCUAAAAAGGCAUCUUGACAAAAUCGCAGGACUAAUUUGCAAUAUUCAAUUGUUCUAACUACUGGCCUUUUAUUGUCAGAAACAACUGUCGGCUACCACGAAGCAACAUCUCCACUAACUGUAAUUUUGUUUUGCUGGUCCUUUUUCUUUCCAAAGUGUGCUGGUCCGCUGUGGUAGGAAUGUUGUGAUCUUAGCCAAAUACUCGGACCAAGGGUGUGAGAACGAACAGAAAACUGGCCAUU